Neoarius graeffei (lesser salmon catfish) is the source of this 2143-nucleotide messenger RNA. It is a transcript of the gene faah, whose product is annotated as fatty acid amide hydrolase. Gene Ontology annotation, biological process: fatty acid catabolic process. The coding region runs from base 177 to 1916 and encodes 579 amino acids. Gene Ontology annotation, molecular function: amidase activity; fatty acid amide hydrolase activity. The transcript has 16 exons. The record is from RefSeq and is a predicted model, not a curated record. NCBI's taxonomy places the organism in Eukaryota, Metazoa, Chordata, Actinopteri, Siluriformes, Ariidae.
UAGGAGUGUGUCUCAUUGUCGUGUACAUUAAUGAUCAACUUGCAUGAUUUAUCAGUGCAUGACCCAGACUGGCAUAGAAAGGAUAAAGGGAGAAACUAAAUAUCUAAUAAUAAAUAGAGUAUUCAGAGGAAAAGGAACUGAAAUGGAGGAACAGGUUGGAGUAGAUGAGUUGAGACAUGGAUAGUGAGUGGAAGCGUGUAGCAGUGCCGCUGCUCUGUGCUGCUGUUGUGAGUGUUUUCCUGCUGAAAUGGCGGAAACAGCAGAAGGUGAAGAGGAAACUGCAGAGAGCCAGAGAGAAGAGAGAGAAGGAGUUCGAACAGGCAGAGAAAGCAGUCGGCUGCUUUAAGACUCAGAAUGCUGGUGUUGACUUGAGCUCCAUCGUGACUCUCCCACUGGCUGAGCUGAGACAGCAGAUCAGAGGAGGAUCUCUGCAGCCUGACGUUGUGCUCCAUGCCUACAUGGAAAAGGCUCUGGAGGUGAACAGGGAACUGAACUGUAGCACUGCUGUCCUCAUGGAGAGUUUGAAACAACUGGAAGACAUCGAGUCACACAAAGACGGCUUUCUCUAUGGCAUUCCCAUCAGCAUCAAGGACAAUGUGAAGUAUGAGGGCUAUGACUCUACCUGUGGUGUGUUGAGCAAGUUGGAGAAUCCUGCCAUUGAGGACAGUGUGGUGGUCUCAGUACUGAAGAAGCAGGGUGCAAUCCCCUUCAUCAAAACCAACAUCCCACAGUGUCUCCUCAACUACGAAUGCAGUAACCCCAUAUACGGGAGGACUGUGAACCCCUGCAACCUUGAGAAGACCUCCGGCGGCUCUUCAGGAGGUGAGGGUGCUCUGAUCGCUGGAGGAGGAUCUAUUCUGGGUCUGGGAACCGACAUUGGAGGAAGCAUCCGCAUCCCAGCAGCCUUCUGUGGCAUCUGCGGCUUAAAACCCACAAACAACAGGAUAAGCACGCAUGGACUCGACUCCUGUGUGAAAGGCGGGAAGACGGUCCUGGCGGCCGUUGGUCCCAUGGCCCGUGAUGUGGAGAGUCUGGCUCUGUGUAUGAGAGCUUUACUCUGCACAGACAUGUUCACUCUGGACCCUACAGUUCCUCCAAUACCAUUCAACCAGCAGGUAUACGAGAGCUCAGAGCCCCUGAGGAUUGGAUACUAUGAGAACGAUGGGUACUUUCAGCCGUCUCCAAGCAUGAGCAGAGCUCUACGGGAGACCAAAGAACUCCUGGAGAAAGCAGGACACACGCUGAUUCCGUUUACCCCUCCCCGGAUGUUCACCGCCUUCCAUGAAUACGUUUUGAGGGGAAACCUUGCAGAUGCAGGCUCCACACUCAUGCAGCACUUUAAGGAAGGCCCGGUCGAUCCAUGUCUGAAGUUUCAGGUUGCACUCUGUGAGCUUCCUCUGUUUGUGAAGAGAAUGAUUUCGCUGCUCCUCAGACCCAUUUAUCCACGCAUGGCUGCAGCUAUUCAUGCCUGCUGUGGAGUCAGCAACGCAGCAGAAUUGUGGAAGCAGCACAGAGAGGUUGAGGAUUAUAUCCAUGAAACAUUAGCUGAGUGGAAGAAGUUGGAGCUGGAUGUUCUGCUCUGUCCCAUGCUUGGACCAGCCUUUAACUUCAGCUACACUGGAAAACAAAUCAGUGCUGUGACUUACACUGCUGUGUACAACGUGUUCAACUUCCCCGCUGGAGUUGUUCCGGUCACUGAGGUCACAGCCGAGGAUGAAGAUCAGCUGAAAAACUACAGAGGGAACUUUGGAGACAUUUGGGACAAGACCUUUGUCACGGCCAUACGAGGCGGUGUGGGUCUGCCAAUAGCAGUGCAGUGUGUGGCUCUACCCUGGCAGGAAGAAAUGUGUUUACGGCUUAUGAGAGAAGUGGAAAAGCUCUGUGCCAAGAACAAGCAGACCAACAUGCACCACUAAACACACACAUUGCAUUAUCCUUAAUCAGAAGCCUCCGUUUUUGUGUUUGUCACUGGAGCCAAACGGCUAAAUGUCAUGGUCACAUCAGCUCAAACAGCAUUGUGGAGUUGUUCUGUGUUUUUAAACAGGCAUGUUCAUUUGGUUUUUGACACUGUAUUAGCCUUACUUAUAACAAGUGUUGCCAGGCAAAACAAACCUCGUCCAGCAGCGCUUAUUUUAUACCUCCA